CAAAUCAUAAAAAAAUAAAAAAAAAAUUUAGAACAAAAUUGCAAGAGUGAUAAUUUCAAAAUUUAUCUUGUAACUAAUAUGUCGAUAGUUCAGAUCGCAUAUAGUACAAUAUAUCCGUUUAAAAACAUAUGAAAAUAAACUUUUUAUCCCAACAUAAAUAGUUGCACCUUCACAGAAUCAAUAUGAGUGCUUGCUCGAAGGCCAGUGUCUGUCCUCGUAAAGGAGGACCAAAAAUAAAAUGCGUCGAACUAGUGAAAACGAGUAAAAAGAAUCAAACACCAGUGAUCGAUGGAUUAGGACCUUUCCCUGAUGAGCCAGCUUUAUGUUCCUUUGAUCAUGUGUUACAAUUAUUAGGAGCACAUGGGGGUUUUAAUUUACUUGAUGACUGUACUUGUGGCGAAUGUGCGUUAUCUGUGCAGCCAACUCCCUGCCCUUCAAAUUUGGAUAUUAAUUUAGCUGGUUCUUCAAAAUCAUGCAACUCAGGCAACAAGCCAUCUUCGAUAUUGAAGAAGAAAUGCAGCGGUGGUAAAAGUAAGGCGUCUAUACCUAUUGUAGAUGCAUUGUGUGGCUCCAAGUCUGUCAAAACAGGAGGUUGUACUUGUGGAAGAAAAAAAUCGCAAACCUCAGUGUGUUCUCGCAAGGCACCAUUACCACGUUCGUUUUCUUUAUGUUCAUUGGCUUGCAGAAAAAUUAAAGAGAAACUGGGCUUUCAGACAAAUAAAGGAGGUAGUUCUAACUGGCUUUGGACUCGCAUGCAUUGUAAUAAGGACGGAUGUGAAAUUUAUGAGAUUUUUAAAAGUUCAACCGGUUGUAAGCAACCCCCAAAGAAAUGUGGAAAACCAAACCUUAUAUUUGUGGUCUUGCCCAACGGCGUUAUAAUGCCUUUUGAAACCUUAAAUACUCAUUAAGUGGCUCUGUUGGAUUCUAAAACGUUAGUAAUUUCAAUUAUUUCAUUUAUUGCCUUACAUAUAUUGUAAUAAAUUA
Messenger RNA from Teleopsis dalmanni, 984 nucleotides. RefSeq lists its product as uncharacterized. Lineage: Eukaryota; Metazoa; Arthropoda; Insecta; Diptera; Diopsidae. The coding region runs from base 183 to 908 and encodes 241 amino acids. The transcript has 2 exons. The record is from RefSeq and is a predicted model, not a curated record.